Messenger RNA from Exophiala oligosperma, 3677 nucleotides. RefSeq lists its product as uncharacterized. The record is from RefSeq and is a predicted model, not a curated record. Bases 161 to 3406 code for a protein of 1081 amino acids. NCBI's taxonomy places the organism in Eukaryota, Fungi, Ascomycota, Eurotiomycetes, Chaetothyriales, Herpotrichiellaceae. Gene Ontology annotation, molecular function: protein binding. The transcript has a single exon.
UGCAGCCCGGCGCAUUGACAACGAGCCCAUGAUCGAUUUAUGAGUGGCAUUGGUACCGACUUCACUUCCUCCCGUUUCUGUCUUGUCGCCAACGAGCCUCUCCUACCGUCGUUACUUUUUCCAACAUGACUACUCUUGUUCGUCCGAACCGCCCUCCAGCAUGAAGCCUGAUGUCCCUCCCUCGUACGAGAGCGCCAUCAGUCGCGAAGCAUGGCCGAUAAUCGCGCCCUACAUCCCCUCGAGUGACCUCUGUUCGGCGUGUCUUGUAUCGCGGAAAUGGUACUCGAUAUUUGUUCCCUUCCUCUGGGGCGAUCCCGCUUCCCACUUUGGCAUUGCCAACGACGCCGUCUACGUCGCGCUCACCCGCUUCAAGAGGAUCCUCCGCAAGGCGAGGCCGAGCGUGAGAAGCCUGACGCAUACUUUGCACCUACCGCCUGCGCUCAGUGAAAUAUACGGCGGUCCCAACCCGACGUGGUUGCGCGAUGUCCUCGAAUAUCUACCCAAUUUACAAAGUCUGGUCGUCACGAAACUACCCUUUUUCGAUCACCAUAGUCUCAAUGCGUUGAGACUUACAAGCAGCGGGAGGACACGGCCCUCGGGAGAAGACGACGAAUUGCCUACAUAUGGGUUGAAGCUACUGCUGGCUUCGAGUGAGCCGAACACCACAUCAAGCGCUCUGGCGGGCGCGUUGCCCAGAUUCCCAAGUCUAGUCUAUCUCGACCUUUCGUACACGUCACCCGCGAGAGAUGCGGCCGUUCUGGCGGCGCUGCUAUGGCUGCCAGAUCUGCAGGUCCUGAAAUUGAGGGGCGUCGGCCUGAAGGACGGAGAGGCCGAGGUGCUGGCCAAUGCCAUCGGCAUCAAGGUCCGCCUGCUGGAUAUCAGGGACAACCUGUUGACCGAUAUGGCUGUUCGUUCCCUAAUGCAGGCUUGCUUUCUUCCAUCCGACGCCUCAACCCGUGGCAAUCUAAAUCUGGAAGAUUGGCCUGUUGGCAUGGCCCCAGGCCCGGACUUCUUCAGUCUGGACACCUUACGCAGUGAAGAACUCGACCAUGAAUUACUGAAGCAACUGACCAAGCCUCUCACAGGGAGGUUAGCGUUUGAAGAUAUUCCCCACAGAGGUCUUACUCAUCUAUAUAUUUCGGGUAAUCGCCUGUCUGUCGAGGGCCUCUCCAGUCUGCUCAAGUCGGAACGACUACACAUACUCGAUGGUGGUUCUGUCGAUACCGUCAAAACCAUUGCAAGGACACAAUCACUCUCUUCGCCUACAGGUUACAUCGACGAGGUUCGAUUUCCGGGAGCCGAGAAGCUUAUACCUGUGCUGGCGAAAUCGGCGAGCAAAAACCUCACAUAUCUUCGUGUCGACCACGCCUUGGUCACUGCAAAACUAGAGGGUAGUCAUGGUUCCAUUAAACAUAAAGCGGCCUCAGCUGCCUCGGCCGAAUCUGUCAAGUCUCAAUCAGUGGCUGCUGAAUUGUCGUCAGAGGAAAGGCACAUCGUCGAAGCUCCAGCGCCAGCUCACUAUGCCGUGGAGUUGCCUGACAACGGACCAAUUUUCGAAUUGGACGCUACACCAGCACAGCCGAGACAAGAGCUGAUAGGUGACGUGAUGUAUUUUGCCUUGAGCCCUCCAGUCGGCGAGAAACCACAUGAGUCCAGCCCAGUCGAGGAGAAGCAAAGUCCCAUCAGAGGCGAAGGCCCUUUCGCGCCAGAAGUGGUCAACGACAAAGAUCUACACAACAACGAAGCCGAAGACCAUGGGAAUACGACAGAGUCCGAAAUCUCUGACGAGACUGGGACGCACAGUACGACCAGGUCUCUCUUUUCGCCUGUUUCUCCCAUCAGCAACCAUGGUACUUUUCAACCCUUGGUGGCUCCGUCGGCAAAAACAAAGCACAUGCCUACUCAUCUUCCUCUCAUAAAAGAGCCAUCUGAAACUACACCUGAAUCCCCAGCCGUCCAGCCAGAUGCGACCUUGUCUCCUCUACCAACCCCGACAUCUCAUCGUCAAGCUCAGAUUGAAACUCUUUUGGCAAAGAGACCCAUGCAACCGUCCAAGCCUCAACUAGGAUCGCAGGUGAACCAAAUGGUCUUCUCAAACCUGCGCAGUCUUCAUCCGUCUCUGCUUCCGAAUUUACGAACACUAAUACUGACUGAUGUGCCUACCACUACCUCGAAAUCCUCGGGUGUUUUAGAGAACCUGAAGUCGUUCAUUGCCGCUUGCGCCGAUGAGUCUGCCCUGUCCCGUCUCCUCGCCCGUACCGAUUACUCUCUUCCGCCUGGCCGAGCGCGACACAUGGCCGAGCUCGAACAAGCACGUGCCCUUUUUGCCUUGCGUACAAUCAUCCUAGAGAUGGAGCAACCGGCGGUCAAGACUGUUGACGCCCAACGCGGCUGGCAACAUUCUCGUCAGGACAUCACCAUGAGUAAGUCGUCCACAGGUGACAUGGAUAGUGAGAACUUAUGGUCCGCCGCGGCCAAUGAUUUCAGCUUCUUCGGGGAGGAGGGAGAAGAACAUGACGAGUGUGGCAUUUAUGAGCAUGAUCCAGAAAAAUAUUUCCCAACCGCGCAUUUUGAUGAUAAAAUCGUCUUGACUUCAGGUGAUGGACACGAUGACAGUGGAUCGAAUAGUCCACAUGGCAGUGUCAAUCAGGGCUGGGGGGCCGGAACUGGGACCCUAUCACCUUUCUCGAUGAAUCUUGGUGGACGAUCGGCGGGAACGAUAAGAAGCCCAAGAAAUUUGCCUCUGGGGAGGAAUAGGCGAAGUUCAAACGAGCCUCAUUCUCGACCACACAGCGGUGCCGGUAGUGGGACAUGGGACCCUCGCGAGCUACUGUCAGAGGUGCAAGGGGGACCUGUUUCGCCAAAGUUUUUGAAUGGACACAUUCAAUCUGCACAACGUCGGAUGGCUCCGCCACCAACAUCCCAUCCCAAACAAGUGGAGCCGGACAAUGAGUCGGAAGAAGAGCAAGUGGAUGUUGUUGCGGAACUGGCUGCAUGGAGAAGGGAGCGAAAGAAGGCGUAUGAGGAGGAGUUGUCCAGGUAUAGGUCGUCAAGGGCCGGCGGACACAGUCGAGGACCCAGUCAAAAUGGGCAGAGUUACGGCAAUGGAAUAGCCAACAACAACACUGGAUCGGAUUCGAUGGAUGUACCACGAGGUUAUGGCUAUGGCUUCGAUCCGGGAGCCAUUAAUGCCGCGACCGGAGCAAACAAGUCAUCACCGAUGUCGAAUGGGUCGACCACUCCCAAGCCUACGACUCAUGGCGACCUUAAUGACAUUGACAUGAAGUUUGUAGAGGGUCAUUGGAAAGGCGAGAUCAAGGUGAUUCGAAAUCCGACCCCCAAAGGGAGAACGGGGGUCGUGGACAUGUAUGGGAACUAUUUUGAAAAGGGCUAUUUGUAUCCCUGACGACGUCGACCGACCAGAUGUUUGGGAAAUCUACCUACCCAAGAUACCUACCUUGAAGAGAAAGGAGAAGCAAGCAGCUAUAAUACCCCCCAUAUACAGAUUGUUGAUUUUAUGUCAAAUGACCAUGUUGGACCUACAGGGAGAAUGAAUUGUAUACCCUAUAUAUGAUGAUUACUUUACACUGGUAGCUCCGUUGUCUGAUCAAGGCAGGAACAGGUUGCGUCAAGAGUAUCAUGUAAGGAGAGGCCUUCGACAUCCCCGCUCAUAUGAU